This is a messenger RNA of Zasmidium cellare ATCC 36951, 1596 nucleotides long. RefSeq lists its product as uncharacterized. The transcript is spliced from 3 exons. NCBI's taxonomy places the organism in Eukaryota, Fungi, Ascomycota, Dothideomycetes, Mycosphaerellales, Mycosphaerellaceae. Bases 1 to 1596 code for a protein of 531 amino acids. Gene Ontology annotation, molecular function: ammonium channel activity. Gene Ontology annotation, cellular component: plasma membrane. The record is from RefSeq and is a predicted model, not a curated record. Gene Ontology annotation, biological process: ammonium transmembrane transport.
AUGUCGUACUUCUGGGUUGGCCCGCCCGCCCAAUUCAACGGCACAAACCCUGACCUCGGAGGCGAUUCGAGCGUCGAGAACCUCAAUGGUUGGUUCGCGGCCGGCGAUCAAGCCUACAUCAUCGUGGCAUCCGCCAUGGUGCUGGUCAUGGUACCAGGACUCGGCUUCUUGUACUCCGGCCUCGCGCGAAGAAAAUCCGCCCUGAGCAUGAUAUUCGCCUGCAUGGGCUCAUGUUCCGUCAUUACGUUCCAGUGGUAUUUCUGGGGCUAUUCGUUGGCGUUCAGCCAGUAUGCGACGAAUGGCUUCAUUGGUGAUUUGAAGAAGUUUGGGUUGAUGAAUACCUUGGCGAUGCCGAGUCCCGGAAGUCCAUUGGUCCCGGAUUUGCUGUAUGCCUUCUAUCAGAUGCAAUUCUGCGCCGUCACGGCCGCCAUUGUCAUGGGAGCUGUCGCGGAGCGAGGCCGUCUCAUCCCCGCCAUGGUCUUCACCUUCUUCUGGGCCACCCUCGUCUAUUGCCCCAUCGCCUGCUGGGCAUGGAACAUCAACGGCUGGGGCUACAAGUGGGGGGUGUUGGACUACGCCGGCGGAGGACCUGUCGAAAUCGGCUCUGGAAUGUCUGCGCUCGCAUACUCGAUGGUCCUCGGCCGACGACAAGAGAAGAUGAUGCUGAACUUCCGCCCACACAACGUCUCCCUCAUCACACUCGGCACGAUCCUGCUCUGGUUCGGAUGGUUGGGCUUCAACGGUGGCUCAUCCUUCGGCGCCAACCUGCGUGCAGUUAUGGCUUGCUGGAACUCCAACCUCACGGCUAUGUUCGCCGCCAUGUCCUGGGUUCUCCUCGACUACCGCCUCGCCCGCAAGUGGUCCAUGGUGGGCUGGUGCUCAGGCGCCAUCUCAGGUCUCGUCGCUGCAACCCCCGCCUCAGGAUUCAUCCCCCCAUGGGCCUCCGUCGUGCUGGGCAUCUCCACCGGCGUUGUUGCUAACUUCGCCACAAAAAUCAAGUACUGGAUCAAAAUCGACGACAGCAUGGACGUCUUCGCCGAGCACGGCGUCGCGGGGAUGUGCGGACUCUUCUUCAACGCCAUCUUCGGCGCGACGUACAUCAUCGGCCUCGACGGCGUCAACACCGGCUCCUCCGCAUACCCGGGCGGUUGGAUCCAGCACAACUGGAAGCAGCUCUACAUUCAAAUCGCCUACAUCGCCGCCUGCACGGCCUGGUCGUUUGUCAUCAGCGCCCUCAUCGCCUACGCCAUUAACUUCAUCCCCGGCCUCAAGCUCCGCGCGAGCGAGGAAGCCGAACUUCUUGGCAUGGACGACGACCAGCUUGGCGAGUUCGCGUACGACUACGUCGAGGUGAGGAGAGAUUACCUCGCGUGGACACCCACCAAGGGCGACCCGGAGAAGGCGGACGCCGAUGUUCCUCAGAGCGAGAGGCACGGAAUUCAGCAGCAUAGCGAUAUGAUCGAGGGUAAGGAUCCCGCAGGAAGUGAGGGAAGCAACAGCGGGCAUGAGCAUACAGGAAUUGGAGGCGAUAGACAUGGUGUUGCGUAUGAGGAGAUGGAGAAGAGCAAGAGAGAGGCUACUUCGGGUGGUCAUUGA